Molecule: messenger RNA, 1692 nt
Organism: Bradysia coprophila
Lineage: Eukaryota; Metazoa; Arthropoda; Insecta; Diptera; Sciaridae
Product: putative cytochrome P450 6d5
Molecular function (GO): oxidoreductase activity, acting on paired donors, with incorporation or reduction of molecular oxygen; heme binding; iron ion binding
Source: RefSeq, a predicted model, not a curated record
UUAAAAUCGUAGGUCUUAUCGUUUUAACAAAUAGCUCAAAAUGUAUACGUACUAAACAUCUCAAACGUUAAAAUUGUGUAACAAUACGAUGUUCGGUUAUUCCACAUUAGUUUCGUUAUUAGUCUGUUCAUUUGCAUUGGCUCAUUACUAUGUAAAAUAUGCGUUUUCAUACUGGCAACGUCGUGGUGUGCCUCAAUUAAAACCAUCGUUUCCGUUCGGAAACUACGCAGAAAGCACUCGAUUAAAAAUUCAUCUUACGGAGCAACUUCACAAAAUAUAUCGAGGCACAUCGGAGCCAUUCAUUGGCACUUAUUCGUUUUGGAAACCGAUUUUGGUUGUACGAGAUCCAGAGCUUGUUCAAAACAUCAUGGUCCGAGAUUUUCAACAUUUUGUCGACCACGGUACUUAUUUGGACGAAGAGAAUGAUCCAACAGCGGCAUUUCAAUUUGCCCUCGAAGGAGAAAGAUGGAAACAUUUACGGGCCAGCUUAACACCUGCCUUUACAAACGGGAGGCUAAAAGCGAUGUUUACAACGGUACUUGAUUGUAAAGAACCGCUUUUAAGACAGCUAGAAAAAACCAUUCACACCAAUCAAGUGGUGGAAAUACACCCGCUGAUUGAAAAAUUUACAACAAAUCUUAUUGCGUCUGUGGUGUUCGGUGUUGAAAUCGAUAGUUUCAACGAUCCGAAUAAUACAUUUUGCAAAAUGGCAAAUUCGUUUCACAGCACUAGUUGGAAGAAUGGAUUCCGAAUGUUUUGUUUCAAUUUAUGGCCAAAUUUAUUAAAAUGGUCUGGAUUGCGUCUGUUAGAUCGAGAAGCUCGUGAGUCGUUACUUGAUUUUGUGAAACAAUCGAUUGAUCUGCGCGAAAAUGGAAAUGUGGUACGAAAAGACUUUUUCCAAUUGCUCAUUCAAUUGCGUAACACGGGCGCCAUUCAAUUGGAUGAUGAAUGGCAAACCGUGAUCAGAAAUGAAAGUACGAAGACUUUAACCAUCGAACAGGUGGCUGCACAAACAUUUGGCUUUUAUCUCGCUGGAUUCGGAACAACUGCAUCGACAAUAUCAUUUUGCCUAUUUGAAAUUGCCAAAAAUCCAGAUAUACAGCAAAAAGUAUAUGAAGAGAUUGACAAUGUAUUUGCUGGAAAGGAUGAACAAUUCACUUUCGAUUCGCUUAAAAAACUUGAAUAUUUGGAUGCAUGCGUCGAUGAAACGCUUCGCAAACACAUUAUUAUACCGACGUUCAGUCGAAAAUGUACGAAAGAAUAUACAAUUCCGGAUACGAAUAUCACAAUUGUGAAAGGGACCCAUAUUCUAAUCCCAGCUUUUUCCAUUCAACGCGAUGACAAAUACUAUCCGAAUCCAGAACAAUUCGAUCCAUCACGAUUUUUCACCGAAAAUAAAUGGAACAAAACAAAACUUGACAUGCCAUAUCUGUCAUUUGGAGAUGGCCCACGAGGUUGUACCGGUUCGCGGAUGGCUAAAUUGGUGAUCAAGGUCGGAAUUGUAUCAAUCCUUCAGAAGUAUCGAAUCGAGUUACAUACUCAAUAUGAAGGCAAUGAAAUAAAGUAUGAGCCAGUUGUCAAUAUUCUUGUACCACUUGAAGGCUUUAAGUUAAAAUUUACAGCUAGAGUCUGAGAUAAAUGUAGAAGUUGUACACAAUUUAUGUUCAAUAAAUAACGAAUUCAAUAAACAAA